Messenger RNA from Trichobilharzia regenti, 2792 nucleotides. Lineage: Eukaryota; Metazoa; Platyhelminthes; Trematoda; Strigeidida; Schistosomatidae. The record is from the annotation of a GenBank genome assembly.
GUCCUUUUAAACAGACACACAUGUUAGGCAUGAUCGAAGAACAAACAUAUAUGCAUAGUUUUGCCUCCUAUCUUUAUAUAGGAGCUUUGUUUUUAUGUAGAGAAUAUCGAUAGUUCUCAUUGAUUUCUGUAUCGCAUAACGUGACUGCCUUGUUGUAGUAGUAGUAGUAGUAUGCUAUCCUUAUAACCACUUAAGUCUGUUUUAGUCAAGAGUACAUAACCUGUUAAUGUGACCAUUUUUUCUCCAGUUUACUUACGAAUGAGACUGAUAAAUGCAUUCACACAGUCAAUAAGGGAUGGAUUUAUUCGUGAUUAUUUUUUAUUCAAGGAAUUAGUUCCUGUUAUUUCCUGUGAGUUGUAUCAAAACUUUGCAAACAACAUCAAGAUUUUACCAAUAUUCAUGUUCCGGAGACACUAACUGGAUGGAUAAAGAAAUUUUUCUAAAACCAAUGAACUCUUCAUCACAUCUGGAAGUUGUAACUUAAUGAUUUUAGGCUUUCUUAAUAGGAUUUCAACUUUAAUUAGUGAUUGUGUUUCAAAAAAGAGUCAACACAUGCUCUCUGAAUGUGAUGUUCAAACCUCACCUCAUUAUCAAACUAUUUCAAACAUUAUACAGUAUAAAGUAAUAUCAAGUUAUUCGGCUACAUAUAAAUUUGUCUGUGGAGUUACAGUUUCUCACGCCGCUUACCUUUUUCACUUACUACACAGCUAUUGGUCAUUGAUAUAUGCACCGAAAAUCUUCAAAGGAGUCUGUUUAACACGUCUUUAUUUGCUUUUUGCGGGUGUUUUGUCAGAAUUGUGUAGUAACAGGGAUAUAUUCCAACCUUUAGCAAGUUUAUCGGAAUUUCCUCCAGUGACAAUUUUUAAUACAGACCCUGGAAAUGGUAAUCAUCAGAAGACAUACAAGCUGAUUAUUCGUCAACUCCACUUACAAUUUACUCUAUCUGAAAAUUCGAAAGGUGAAAAUUCUCUUCAUUCUCUCAUCAAUUUUUCCGAAACUCUUUCAAAUUUACUGCACCAAUCCGUAGUUUCACUCCAUGCUGCAUAUCUCCCGGUAACAGUAACUGAUAGCAUAUACAGUUCUUCUGAAACAAAAUCGAUAUAUGAGUUUGUUAUGAAGAAGUAUUGGUUUCGGUAUUUAGUCAAUAAGUCACAUUUUAUUCCCUAUGUGCCUUGUAUAAUUCAUCCGGAGUAUUCCUCGAAUGUAAAUAGUUGCACACCCUGCAUUCAUACUAACAAAGCUACACACGUUUCUUUCAGUAUUACUGAAAAUAACACUCAAAAUAUGACCGCUCAUCAGCACAAAAGUGAGAGGUCUUUCUAUACUCCAAAUUCCAACCAGGAAUUGUCAAAACACCGUUCUUAUGCAUUAGUAUCAGCCAAUUCAUCAAUACAUCCCCCAUUAUUAAACGACAACUUGUCAAUUCCACCAAGACGCCAAAACUCAACAUCUUCAGAAACCGACGAAAUAAGUUCCCAGCAGGUCGGUCAUUUGUUUUCGGAUAGCCCUCGUGUCGCAUACGGUUCUCACAAUGUCCCCCGGAUACACUUUAAACGUCAUAUUCAGAAUUUAAAAUAUGGUACCAAUGCAACGGCUUUUUCUCCCUAUAUGUUUCCUGAAAUCUUGGAUUCUGAUGAUUUAUGUCGAAAUCACCAAUGUCAGCAAAGCUGUUGUUGUUGUUGUUGUUGUUCUAGUAUAAGUUUUAAAACUCCUUUUAGACAGCACACAUGUACCACUCCACAACAUGAGGUUUGGGAUCCUCAUAUCAACUGCUAUGAAUCUACUUUUCCAUACUGUUAUCACAUGGCUCCAUUUUACUGUAGAGGUAUUAUUCCUUCAAGGAUGAGGUGUUCUGGAUUUUGUCGGCUUUUGCAUCAUGCUGGCGUAGAUCGUUUUCCCCAACCAACAUAUGAUACCGAUUCUUCUUUCGGAGUUUUUGUUGAUAUGACAAACCAAAAUGUCUCUAUAUUUGUUGAACGUCUUCCACCAAUUGAUAACGACAACACUGACAAUAUUGGAUCUAAGCUUUCCGGAAGUUUACCUUGUUCCAAUUGUUAUGAAUCCAGUGGCUUCACGAAAUGUAUAAAAACGUGUAAAAGAAAUACGAAGAUCUGGAUUCAUUUUUACGCUGCAUGAACAAUGGAAUGAAUGAUUCAUGCCAAAUUAGUUGCCGAAAUGCUUGCUCAUCACUGUUAGAAUAUGAACAAACCGCUUCCCAUAGAGAAUUCGCAUGCACUAGAUGUCAACUAUCGUCUUCACUCUAUUCUUGUCCGAGUGACUUAUAUAUCAUUAAAGAGGGUUUACGUGAUGCGACCUGUAGGUUUUGUCGUAGUCAUUAUUUGCAUCCAAAAUACUACUCAGGAUUUAGGCUUUGUCAUGUAUGUAAAACAUGUGAGUUAAAACAUUCACUGAGAAAUCAUAAUAAGAAUAUUUGUAUAUUUCGUAAUUCGGCAGUCAGUUAUUCUGGUGAAUUGUGUCGUGUCUGCUCUAAGAAAAGUUACAUAUGCAGUGACAAAUUAAAUGAUCUACUGUUCAAAUCGUAUACUUGCUCGGCAUUAGCGUCCACACCUCAAUGGGUAUAUAUUCCUGAACCGAUACGCCUCCCUAGAAACCGUGAUGUAUGCAAUGCUUUGCGCACUUGUCUUGUUCCUUAUGAUCAGUUGAGAAACUGUAAGUGAUUUGAGUGAAUCUGUUAACUUCAGUAUUUAUUUAUAACUUGUAAAAAACAAACCCACAAAGUUUUGGCCAUAGCAUAUGAUUACAUCUCACUAUAUAUAUAUAUAUAUAUAUAU